Molecule: messenger RNA, 1893 nt
Organism: Micromonas commoda
Lineage: Eukaryota; Viridiplantae; Chlorophyta; Mamiellophyceae; Mamiellales; Mamiellaceae
Exons: 2
Coding region: 4-972 (322 amino acids)
Biological process (GO): protein deneddylation
Cellular component (GO): cytoplasm; COP9 signalosome
Molecular function (GO): metallopeptidase activity; deNEDDylase activity; protein binding
Source: RefSeq, a predicted model, not a curated record
UCCAUGGUCCGAGGCCUCAGCUCGGAAGAUGCCGCCAUCCACAGAUACGACGAUACACAACAGAUAGCUAUCCAACAGCAGAAACUAUGGCUUCGCAACCCGCACUUUUUCAAGCAAGUCCGAGUAUCGGCGCUUGCCUUAUUUAAGAUGACGCUCCAUUGCCGGUCGGGCUCGAGCCUUGAAGUAAUGGGGAUGCUGCAGGGCAAAACUAUUGGCGACGCGUUUAUCGUACUGGAUACAUUUCCUCUUCCAGUUGAGGGUACAGAGACUCGCGUUAAUGCGCAAGCUGAGGCCUAUGAAUACAUGGUGGAGUUCGUGCAAACCAGUAGGCUUGCUGGUCGUCGAGAGUACGUGAUUGGUUGGUACCAUAGUCACCCUGGGUAUGGAUGUUGGAUGUCAGGAAUUGACUGCUCAACCCAGAUGCUGAAUCAACAGUACACAGAACCUUUCCUUGCAAUCGUUAUCGAUCCUGUGCGCACUUGUGCGACUGGGACGGUUGAAAUAGGAUCGUUUCGAACCUACCCGCCUGGAUACAACCCCCCAAUAUCAGCACAACCAAAGUAUCAGACAAUUCCGAAAAGCAAGAUCGAGGACUAUGGAGUUCAUUCAAGCCGUUACUAUUCUCUGAGCGUGCAUUUCUUCCAAACGAAUAUUCUUUCCAUCAUGCUUGAUGCGCUGUGCAACCGUUACUGGUCGGGGACGAUCGCAUCUUCCCCGUUACUGAGCAACAAACCCUUUAUCACCGGCCAGCUUCUUGACUUGAAGAUCAAGAUGGACUCCGCCGACUUACUGAUCCCUGGAAAAGCUUGGGACUUUGUCACAGGAAUCGGCAGGACACGAGGAUGGAAAACUAGCGUCAAAACGAAAGCUCGCGUCAAAUGCGACGGCGCCAGGGUUGCUGUUGAACAUGCGAAAGAUGCGGCGUUGAGCAUCAUAAAGUCUACAGUGUUUCUUUGCACGCUCAAUCGGUGAGGUGGGAAUGGUGCGUGCCGAAAAUGAAAAUAGUUUUCUUGCGCACACAAACAUGCGGGGGGAAACACUGCUGGUACUACAGAGGCGUCGUAACUGAUUCGUCGAGAGCUUCAAGAUGCAUGCUCAUAAAGAGUCCAAUGUCCCCUUUCGAAUGAGGUCUGAACGGAACCCUCUGUCUUGUCGUGUCUUUCUAGUUCAUUCUACGCCACUGGCGGAGGUGCAACUGCAGACUCCGGCUCGAGGUGCGCUACCCGUGAAGUACCUAUCAGUCGUUCCUGGAGAUGAAAUCGUUCGUAAUAUAUCGAUUCAAGGGAUGCAACACGCGCACCGGCAACUCGUCAACUCGUUUUCCUUCGAUUAAGAAGCACAUGUCGACGACGAGUGUGCGAACAUAUCUGCCGAUCCCCAGAACAUGUCAUCAGCGAUGAGAAAUAUCUUGCCAAACUUUUGGAGAACAAGCGUACCCAAGCACGAAUCGGACGAUGUUGUUGGCGACGGUGCUACUGCCUAUGUCAAUGUCCACUUCCAUGUAAUGUUGCGAUGAAUGAUAUGUAACCUGCAAAAAAAAAUUCAAAUUCGCAACUUAUCCUGGUAGGUGGAAACUUUGAACUUGAUACCUUCAAAGCCCUGCCCACUAUCAAGGGCUUGGUACCAACGGCACGUUGGACGACCCAAGGUCCCUGACGCAUGGCGUCCUAAGAUCUGAAAGGAAAUGCAAAAACGCGUGAUAUUACCAGGGCGACUCUGGGGAUGAGCUUCAGACGAGAAUUUCGAAAAUGAUCGUUGCCAUGUAUGAAGCGACCAAGCAGGGAAUCCUGUUCGUUUGGAAUUUGUAAUCGAAAGAACAGAUUAGCUCCAGUAGGCGAUUACCGCAUCCACAGGGGCCGCGAGGACAUAAUAAUAUAUUAUCGAGAAAUGGCG